UAUUGAUUCAACUUGGGCAAGCAGCGCAUGUGGCCCAAUGGAUGUGCUCGAUGCCCUUCUUCCCGAGACAAGGCUUCACGUUCUUCGUUGUGUUUGCGGUGGCGCUGAGAGCCUGCCAGCACAAUCUUUGAGAGCCUUAUUGGCCGUAUCCAAAAGUUGGUACAGCCUAAGCUUGUCCCAAGAGAUUCUACCUUUUGCCAGAAACUUGCAUUGCCAGCUGCUGACACCGGCAAACGUUUGCAAGAGGUCUGGAGAAGUGUGGCCUCCAGGUGAGCCUUUGCAAGUGCACAGAACACAAGAUUCUCAGCCUCUUGGGGACCACGAUGUGCUGAUCCGCUGCUUGCAGAUUUGCUUGCACCGACGCUUCCAGCCAGCCUUAGAGCUUUACUCUCAACUCGAGGAGGCGGCCAACCUCGAGACAUGGAUAAGGCAACUGGAAGAGUUCCGGCUCCAGCAGUUUCCCCAAGCCUCAGGGCCAGGUGAUGCACCGCCUCCCUCUUGGUGCGCAGCUGCAACAGUGUUGCCACAUGGGCGCUUGUGCGUGGUUGGUGGUGGUUGCUACAGCUAUGAGCUGAUCAAUGCACAGUCGAACAUCAAGGAGGUCCUUUGGCAUCAGCCGAAUGUGUACAUGUUUGACCUUGCAACCCAGCAAUGGUCUCGACAAGACACGACAGGCUCGCCACCACCAGCUGCUCAUACCUAUGCUUCCGCGCACACCGUCCUGGGCAGUCGCUGGGUCUUUUGGUGCGGCGGCUACUAUGGCCAGGCCUACAACACGGCCUAUGCUCUAGAUAUAGAGACCUGGGAAUGGAGAGCCUUGCGGAAUGGCUCAACCAACUCCCCGACUCCUCGCUACUUCGUCGCGUCGUUUGAGCACUUGGGCGCCCUUUAUGCCUGGGGAGGCCGCAGCUCACAGGACAAAUACUGCAAUGACUUGUGGCGGCUUGACAGAUCUCGGGCCCAUCAGGAUAUCAUUCAUACAGACGAAGUGGCGGCCACUGGCAGCAUCCCUCCACCAAGAUUUGGAUCGAGCCUGACCAAUUGCGAUGACCGGUUUGCAGUUCUUUUUGGUGGCGGUCAGUGGAAGACUGGUGGUCGAUUCCUAUCGGACAGUACAACUUACUCUUUGAAUUUGAAUACUCAUGAGUGGAGCCGCCUUCAAACAACUGGGCUUGAACCCAUGCCUCGAUUGCAGCAUUCAGCCGUCAACCUGGGUGGAAAUCUUGUCCUAAUAUUUGGAGGCUACGAGGCCAGCGAACGAAGAUACCUUGGCCAUCCACAUACAGCUGUGCUAAAUGCCCGUAGUUUGCAGUGGAUGCAAGUGGAUGGCGGUGAACGGCUUCGAAUUGGAGUACAGGUAGAGGUCAGGGGUGAAGAUGCUGAUGUGAAAGUAAUUGGAGCAGUAGUGGAUGGUCCUGAAAAGAUCCCAAACAGCCAGCACAAUGGAUGGCAUGUCAAGGUCGGGGCCGACGUGAUGCUCAUCAGCGAGAGCCGGCUUCAGGUUUUGCCCUCAAGGCAAAGGCCAAGGGCACCUUCACAAGAGGACGGGGAGGAAUUGCCAAUGCCAGCGGCAGACGGGGCCUCACAGAGAAUGGAUGACAGCAGCUUCGAACAAAUUCAGGACGUCGCGAGCUGGAUACAAGGGCAAUUUCCUUGCGGCCGGGCAGGUAUGGCGGUGGCCGAGCACAAAGCAGGUACUCGGCGCUUCUACGUUUUUGGUGGCGCCCGGUAUGUGCAUCAAGAAUGGUUCUCAGAUGUCUUUGAGUUCUCCCUUGAGGGCAACCAAUAGUCUUGGGCAAAGUCCCAUCCACCAACAGGCAGUGGCCGGUCUUACUCUGGCCUCUCAUCGCCAGCAGCCAAUGCAGUCAGCUGGCAUCACCGAGUGGACAUGCUGGGCUUCCCUGCGCUGGAACAGCGCGCAUUCAAAGUUUCCAGCAGUUUGACUGGUGCACUUGCAGAUCUCACGCCGGCAAAUCCAGCAAAAAUGACAGCAGUCUUGGUACUUGAACCAUUUGGCUUGAAUGUGUUUGCUCAUGGCCAUGCUUUGAUCAUGCUCUUCGAUUACUGUACAUCUCAGGUGUAGUAGUGUCAGA
Messenger RNA from Durusdinium trenchii, 2093 nucleotides. Lineage: Eukaryota; Dinophyceae; Suessiales; Symbiodiniaceae. The record is from the annotation of a GenBank genome assembly.